Molecule: messenger RNA, 1733 nt
Organism: Acanthopagrus latus (yellowfin seabream)
Lineage: Eukaryota; Metazoa; Chordata; Actinopteri; Spariformes; Sparidae
Product: GTPase IMAP family member 7-like
Exons: 2
Coding region: 375-1238 (287 amino acids)
Molecular function (GO): GTP binding
Source: RefSeq, a predicted model, not a curated record
GGAGGUGUAAUGCACCCUGGGAGGAGGAGGUGGCUUUUUCUGAUAGGUCUCCCAGAUUUCUGCUCGUGUCACACAUCAAAAAAAGCGCCUUUAAGCAACCUUGGACGUUUACGCUCACCGCCGUCACUCCUGCCACUCAGACCAGAGCUGUCACGUUUCAUUACCGAUGACAUUCAUGUAAAAGUGAUCUCGUGUUUUUUGCAGAUGUGAUAAACAUAUUUUUCUGCCAUAGUGACGCAUUUGGAAAUCCUGCCAGCCAAGUUCCAAAUAAGGUUAAAGGUUCCAUUUGUUUUGUCGAUGGGCGUGUGACAGCGCAGGAGAAGUUUAAACUUCACUUUUUCUCACUCUCACACACUUCACAUCUGAAAACGAACAUGGACGCUAUGAGAAUUGUCGUCUUGGGAGAAACUGGAGCCGGGAGAAGCAGCCUGGCAAACACCAUAUUCGGAGAGCAACUCUUCAAGAUCAGCCACACUCUCAGCUCUGAGACUAGACGAUGUCAAGCAGAAACCAGAUCUGUCAGUGGAAGAAGCAUCACUCUGGUCGACACUCCUGGUUUCUUCGGCACACACAGAUCUGAGGAGGAGCUGAAGCCUGAGAUAGUGAGGUGUAUCACAGAGUGUGCUCCUGGGCCUCAUGCUUUUCUCAUCGUGCUCAAAGUGGUCGUAUUCACAGACCAGGAGCAGGCUGGAGUGAACAAAAUACAAGAGUACUUUUCUGAUGACAUCUUUAAAUAUUCCACAGCUGUCUUCACUCAUGGUGACCAGCUCCCCGAGGGAGAGACGAUUGAGAAAUUUGUCCAUGAUAACAGGUUUCUGAGGGAUCUGGUGAAGAAGUGUGGAGGACGGUGCCACGUCGUCGACAACAAAUACUGGAAAGACAAACCAAAGCAUGAAUACAGGAGCAACAAGUUCCAGGUGGAGGGGCUGCUCAAGACGAUAGACAAGAUGGUGACGGAAAACAAUGGAGGCUGCUACACCAAUGAGAUGCUGCUCAGAAAGCGGGCUAACAGCAGAAUAUUUUGGAGGCUUUUGAUCAGAUUUGCAAUCAUUGGAAUAGGCGGAUUGUUAGGAGGUGCUGUUGGUGUGACAGGAACUUCUGGAUUUCCAGUGUCAUUCAGCAGAAUUGCAGCUGCAGUUGGUGUAGUAGGAGCCGUGAUAGGAGGUGUUACAGGAUAUUUUAUAGGUAGAUCAGCAGACACACCACAGGAAUCUGUGGUUGUCAAGAUUGAAGAAUGAAGAAUCAAGUUUGAUAUGAAGCAAAUUCAUCACAGCUGAAGUUUGUAAUGAGCCGUGAGAUGUGAGAGAGCUGGAGAGAAUUCUUCAUGAACAAUUUCUGAUCAGAUUCAAAUCGUUAACCAUUCAUCUAAUUAUGUUUAUUCAGAUGCUGUAUGUUAUAGGUUGUACUUUGUCUGAGCACCAGACUUUUAUUUGCUUAUUCCUGUCUCACAAGCUAACCACAGUGCCGGGCUGUCAGUUCUUUCAACUCUAAUCAGAAAGAACAGACAGUUUUAAAAAUAUUCAUAGAAAGGAACUUUAAAGAUAUUGUUAUCAAACCAGAAUACGGUGUCAGUUGUAUUUCUGUCUCCACUGGUCGGUGUUUCCCUUUGCAAACACUGACCAGAGUGAUGUAUGCACAUAAUAUCUGUGAUGCUCCUGUAAAAGUUGUGGUUCCUUUGGGAAUAAAAUGUAUCAUCACAUAUGAACAGUCAAUAAAACCCUUUGAAAAACUUA